Molecule: messenger RNA, 943 nt
Organism: Adelges cooleyi (spruce gall adelgid)
Lineage: Eukaryota; Metazoa; Arthropoda; Insecta; Hemiptera; Adelgidae
Gene: Atg8a
Product: gamma-aminobutyric acid receptor-associated protein
Exons: 3
Coding region: 115-465 (116 amino acids)
Biological process (GO): autophagosome assembly; macroautophagy; autophagy of mitochondrion
Cellular component (GO): cytosol; autophagosome; autophagosome membrane
Molecular function (GO): GABA receptor binding; ubiquitin protein ligase binding
Source: RefSeq, a predicted model, not a curated record
UGCGUAUUAUUUUUCAUCAGUGUUAUUAAUUCCUGCGCACCGAGCGUCGUUAUUAUUGCUGCGUUCGUUCUUAGUGACUGUUCAGUUCUAGUUGAAGUCAAAAAGGGCUCCGAAAUGAAGUUCCAGUACAAAGAAGACAACGUAUUCGACAAGAGGAAGACCGAAGGCGAGAAAAUCCGCAAGAAGUACCCCGACAGAGUUCCUGUAAUUGUGGAGAAGGCACCGAAAUCCCGAAUCGGUGAGCUCGACAAAAAAAAGUACUUAGUUCCGUCUGAUUUGACCGUCGGUCAGUUUUAUUUCCUCAUCAGAAAACGAGUGCACCUUCGCCCCGAAGAUGCGCUCUUCUUUUUCGUCAAUAAUGUCAUUCCACCAACAAGUGCCACCAUGGGAUCUCUUUACAACGACCAUCGCGAGGAAGACUUCUUUUUGUAUAUUGCCUACAGCGAUGAAAACGUCUACGGUUAAUUAGUUAAUUUUUCGUGCUUUACUCCAUUUGGUUUUGAAUUCAUAAUAUUAUAUAAUCAUUUAAUAAUAUGAUUUCUAGGAUUUUGAUUGAAUAUUGAUAAUGAACACAUGAUUUAAUUAUAAAAAAAUAAAAUAUUAUUAAUUGACUCUUAUUAAGAUUUUAAUUUAUAUAAACAUAUUUAUAUCUACACCAAAAAAAAUGUAUGUAUUGUGAAAAAAUAUAUAUGCCUUAAAUUGCGUUAAAAAAAUAUUAACCUACCAAUUUUUUUUUUUUUGUAAGCAGCUUUUCUUAUUGUUACUUUAAUUUGUAUAAUAUUUACUACCUAUUUAGUUUAUAUUUUCAGAGUGCUAUUUUUGUGUGUAAAGACUUAGUUUAGCAAACCAGAAAUAUGGUAAAAUUAUAAUUAUCAUUAAUUUUUGUAAAUACAUUUAUUAAAAAGUAAUUAUUUAAGCAAAGAAAUAUAUGAUAUUUAUUACG